Molecule: messenger RNA, 1361 nt
Organism: Argentina anserina (silverweed cinquefoil)
Lineage: Eukaryota; Viridiplantae; Streptophyta; Magnoliopsida; Rosales; Rosaceae
Product: G2/mitotic-specific cyclin-2-like
Exons: 10
Coding region: 7-1296 (429 amino acids)
Biological process (GO): regulation of cyclin-dependent protein serine/threonine kinase activity; mitotic cell cycle phase transition
Cellular component (GO): cyclin-dependent protein kinase holoenzyme complex; nucleus; cytoplasm
Molecular function (GO): cyclin-dependent protein serine/threonine kinase regulator activity
Source: RefSeq, a predicted model, not a curated record
AUCGAGAUGGGUUCCAGGGAGAACAAUCAAGGGCUGGUUAGGAAUGCCAAUUUCCAAGGUCCAAGAUUGGGGGGCUCCAAGUUUUUGAAGGAGAUUGGCAACAAUCCUCGGGCUGCUCUUAGCAAUAUCACCAAUUUCAAAAGAGAGGCUUCUGGGCUCGGUGCGGUUCGUGAUAAAAAGCUGUCAAAUCUGGGUCAUAGACCCAUUACAAGGAGAUUUGCUGCACAGAUGGUCCAGCAGAACCCAAAUGAAUCGGAGGUUCCAAAUCCUACUGGAGUUAGGGAGUGUGAUCAGGGAACUAAAAAACUGAGCUCAACUACUACUGUCGAUCCUAGUGGACUUGUGGACUUGGGGAUCAUAGAUGUGGAGGACAGUGAGGAGGAAGAUUUUGAUGCUGUGCCAAUGUAUGUGAAGCACACAGAAGCUAUGCUAGAUGAGAUUGAUAGGAUGGAAGAGGAUGAAGAAUCUGAAGACCCCAUUAUGGAUAUCGACACCAGCAGUUUGAAGGAUUCACUCAGUGUUGUGGACUACAUAGAUGACAUCUAUGCACACUACAGGAAAACUGAGAAUCAAAGCUGUGUCUCUCCAUGUUACAUGGCCCAGCAACCUGAUAUCAAUGAGAAGAUGAGGGCUAUUCUUAUUGACUGGCUCAUUGAGGUCCACUACAAGUUUGAGCUUAUGGACGAGACAUUAUUCCUCACCGUCAAUCUUAUUGACAGAUUCUUAGAGAGCCAAGUGGUGGUAAGAAAGAAGCUUCAGCUGGUUGGAGUGACAGCCAUGUUACUAGCCUGCAAGUAUGAGGAGGUUUCUGUCCCAGUCGUGGAGGAUUUUGUUCUGAUAUCAGAUAAGGCAUACACAAGGCAAGAUGUCCUUGGCAUGGAGAAAUCAAUGGUUAACAAGUUACAAUUCAACUUUUCUGUUCCUACCCCAUAUGUGUUCAUGAGGAGAUUCCUCAAGGCUGCUCAGUCUGACAAAAAGCUUGAGCUUUUGUCCUUCUUCCUCAUUGAGCUUUCCCUGGUGGAGUAUGAAAUGCUAAAGUUUUCACCAUCUCUGCUAGCUGCUGCAGCAAUUUACACCGCUCAGUGUAGUCUUUCAAGGUUCAAGCAGUGGAGCAAAACCUGCGAGUGGUAUACCAAUUACUCAGAAGAUGAACUUCAGGAAUGCUCGAGGAUGAUGGUUAGUUUCCAUCAGAAGGCUGAAACUGGUAGGCUAACAGGAGUGCAUAGGAAGUACAGUACUUGGAAGUUCGGCUAUGCUGCUAAAGCUGAACCAGCUGAGUUUCUCCUGAAUCCCUGACGCUUCUGCGGGUAUCAGAUCAAAUUUUAAGGGGCUAGUUUUCACUGAGCAACAGAAGUUGCCCU